Messenger RNA from Drosophila sechellia, 4056 nucleotides. Its product is annotated as zinc finger CCCH domain-containing protein 13. The transcript is spliced from 5 exons. NCBI's taxonomy places the organism in Eukaryota, Metazoa, Arthropoda, Insecta, Diptera, Drosophilidae. Bases 245 to 3247 code for a protein of 1000 amino acids. The record is from RefSeq and is a predicted model, not a curated record.
UCGAUUGCUGGCGGUCGAAGCGUUGAGACGUCUGUUCGCGGCUGAAUAAAAAAACUGGGCGCGAGUGAAGCGAACUCUUUUUGUUAACUUUUUUUUAUUUAAACCUCCAACCACUCAUAGAGAUACUGAGAUUAUCUAAAUGCCAGUUUGCAUUUACACCCAACCGUCGAGAAUCACCAAAAGCCUUUCGAAUAGUUGCCACAUUUUCUUAGAGUGUGCCUGAGUUGCACAUUCCGUCCUGAAGAUGGCGCUGCGCCUGCGUCGCGACGUGCAGAAGGCCUCCUACUAUGUGUGGUUCCUGGGCGCCGAGGAGGCGAAGGGGCUGCGUGGCGCCCGCGUCAUAAACUCGGUCCUCCCCUAUUUGGUGGACAGAUCCCGCGGCCAGGAGCCGCUCAAGGUCACGCUCCAGGUCUCCCACAAGGGCAUCAAAAUCGUCCAGGGUGCCUCGAAGCAUCUGAUUCCACACAGUGCCAUAACCAGCUCGGUGCAGACGGACGACAUCGUCGCCUGCGUCCUGCUGCUCUACAAUCCGGCCACCAAGUGCCCGCUCCACGUCCACGCCUACCGCUGCGACUCGGAGACGACGGCGGAGGCACUGCAUCUCCAGCUGCAGAUCCUCAUCAACCGGCCCGACAACCAGAAGCGUUUCGAGGAGCUGGAGACCAGAUUGGGCAUCCUGCCGCCGAUUCCCAUGAACGGUAGCAACGAGAAGCGGCACGAGUCGAAUGGCAAGACCUCGUCCUCCGGCGGAGCAGGACCGGGAUCGCACCACCAUCACCAACUGCAGUCACAACCAUUGGGUGGAUAUCGUGAGGGUCGCCGCCACGAGACCUCGUCCCCGAAGAGAUUCAGCAGCUCGCUGGGCAGCGAUACGGGCAACAGCACCCGGGAAUCGGAGUGCAGCGAGGAGCACGGCCUGGUUGCGGGUGGCUCCUCGCCCGUUUCCCGCUCGCCGCCGCACGGCAACUCCAAGUCCCAUCCGCAUGCCCAUCCACAUCAUCCGCCACAUCCGCUGCACCAUCCGCCGCUGACGCCGCAGCAGAAUAGCGACCUCUUCGACUCCCUGGCCGCCGAGCUGAGGGCCAAGUUGAAUGGUAAUGGGCCGCCAUUGCUGCUCCCGCCAAGGGAUUACGAUACGGUGCACCGUUCCAAGGGCAACCUGACGGCCAUCGAGCUGCGGCGCUGUCGGAACGCACUGAUUGUGGGCGGAUCGCCGAAGGGUCAGGUGCCGGGUGUGGCCAAUGUGGCGGGCGGAGCGGCGGCCACCGCCAAUGGCAAGCAGGUUUCCUCGCGCGGAUCCUCGGGCAUCGGAUCCGAUCUGGCACCAAGUCCGGAGCGGCAGGAGCUCAACAGUUCCAGUGAUGACGAGCACUGGUCGAACGAGGCGGACAACUCGGUGAUUGCUCUGAAGCCGUCACAAAUCGCAUUGCCCCAUCACGCGCAACUGAAGCGGAAGAGCGCCGUCCAGCCGCCGGAGGAUAGCUAUCUCCGGGAUCUGCCAGCCAAACCAUAUCAGCCGCGUCCCAGCGAAAGGGAACUGGAGCGGGAGCGGGAGCUGGAGAGGAACAGGGAGCGUGAACGGGAGAGGGAGCGAGAUCGAGACCGAGAGCUCGAGAGGAACAGAGAACGGGAGCGGGAACGUGACCGUGAGCGCGACCGGGAUCGAGAACGAGAACGAGAUCGCGAGCGCACCAAGACUCCGGCUUCCAUUUCGAACAAGUCCUGGAGUCGCGAGGAUGAGAUCAAGCCGAUCAUAAUGCGUCCGGCCGACUACGAUGCCAAGUUCAAUCGGGUGAUGCAGCAGGAGCAGCAGCAAUCCGCCGUCAAUCAUCAGCCGGCCAAAUUGAGGGACACGGAUAAAUACAACGAGAUCAAUCGUCUGCUGAACAAGAAGCUGGCCCACGAGCCACGGGAUCGGAAGUCACGCUCUCGUCUGGAUGAUAACCACGAUGAUUUCGAGGACUCGGAUCCGGGCAGUGAGUCGCUGCCACUGCACCACCAACAGCCGCAGGGACCACCAGUGCAUCACCAUCAGCGCAAGGAGAACCUCACCGACAAGCAGAAGUUCAUGGAGUAUACCAGCAAGAAGCAGCAGCUGCUCAAGAAUUAUGGCGCUGGCGAGGAUCAGCGCUAUCGCCAGCGCUAUGUGGAGUCAACGACGGAGCAUCUGCCCUUCGAUCAUCCCACUGGUGGAGUGCCCACAUCCACGGGUGGCUCCGCGGGUCACAACAAAUACGCCGCCGUGCACAGGGGCACGGAUCUGGGUCAGAGGACCACGGAACGUCGACAUGACAGGGAUCGGGGUGACCGAGAUCAUCCCAGGGAUGCGGAACGCGAGCGGCGAAGGGAUCACGAACGCGAGAGGGAGCAUUCCCGGGAUCGCAAUCCAUACAGGGAGGCCGAGAGCCUGCCCUACAUACAGAGCAUGGAGAAGAUGAUGAAGUCCACGGGCAUGCGUUACGCAGAAGCUACUCCCAAGACCAGGGAGCGGGAGCGGGAGAGGGAGCGAGAUCGUGACCGGGACUUUAGGGAGCCACCGGUCCCGCAGAGUUCCCAGCGCGAUCGCUUCCACGAUGCCAAGGACAAGUUCCGGGCAUUGGAACAGCGACCUGCGGUAAAUCGCUAUCCGGACGUGGAUGAGCGCGACACACCGCAUCGGGAUCCGUAUCGAUCGUCAUCGCGCCGGCGUCGCGGUUCCGUUGAGCCACCCAGCACGUACGAGCAGUGGAGCGAGGAGGAGGAACCGCCGGUGGUCAGCGAAAAGUCCAAUCCACGUGACCUAAACCGAUCCCGAGCCAGAUCCCGCGGCGAAUGGGAACCGGAGCCUCCCAGGCACUUGGAGCGCAGCGUGCGGGACAGAGAGCGGGAUAGAGAUCGGGACUACAAUCGAGACCAGUCCCGGGAUCCCUACCGUCAUGAGCGGGAGCGUGAAAGACUCGGUGGACGCGCCCACUCCCGGGAAUUCCUGCAGAGCGUGGAAACCAAGAAUCCAUCGACGACGGGUUCGGGUCGUGGCCACAUGGAGCGAUAUCCCUCACCAGCAGCCACGCCCAUAAGAUCUGGAGAUGUAGGCGGAGGUGGUGGUGGUGGUGGCGGCGGUGGCGGCGGUGGUGGUGGUGCUUCUUCCGGUGGAAAUUCGGGCAAGCCACUGACCCAAAUGCCCAAGGGCUACAGGCACAGCUAUGCGGAGCCCGUUUUCGCCAGGACCGGCGGACGAGUUGGUCUGGCCGCAGUUAAUCCCUAUUGAGAAGGAUCCGAACUUAGCCAUUAAGUGUGGUUCUUGCUCUUGGAAUAGGAGCACCCCUGACCAAAAGUGAAAACCGUGCAACGAAGUCCAAACUAAUCGAAUGGGGGUGUCGCAAAAAUCUCCAAGGAUUUUAAAAGAAAAUCUUUUUUUGUUUGGAAUACAAAUUCAUACUUUUGAGAUCUACAAAAAUUUUAAAUACAGAGAUUUUUGCGACACUCGACUAACAAAAAAUAAAACAAAUAUCCAUGUAAACAUUAAGUCUAAGAAGAAACAACAGUGGCUACUGCUUACGACGACUCCAAAAAGAGUAAGCACUUUGCUAACUAUCACGUAUAAUUCAUAUACUCAAUUGCUAUAGCAAAGUAUGGCCUCUCAACUAUAUAUGCCUUCAUUCCUGCCCCGAAUUGAGGGAUUGGGGAUGGGAGAUCGGAUGGAAGAGAAAGGCGCCAGCCCCUGUAAUUAUGUGCCUUCAGAAAGAGAGAAAUCGUGUUUUUAUUAUAUGCAUAAUACUGAUUUAGCCUACGAUUAUAUUGUAUAUGUAUCUAAUGUUAUCUAAAAGCCAACGAAACAAGAAUCGGUUUGGAUUUCUUACCAUUUUUUUUUUGUUAUUUUGCUACCUUAAGUUGCGCGGUUGGUUGGUUAUUCACCUUCUUUUUUUUUUGCUAUACAGUCCACAUAUGUCAUGAUAUCUGAUAUCUGUAAGCAUAUAAUAUAGAUAAAUAUAUACAUACUACAUAAAACAUACGCAUAGCUGAUGUAUCUAUUGUUAUCAACUUGAUAUUUGCAUUAAUAAAGCGCUAGUAAAAAUA